Messenger RNA from Oncorhynchus kisutch (coho salmon), 5993 nucleotides. It is a transcript of the gene ehd2b, whose product is annotated as EH-domain containing 2b. Bases 932 to 2563 code for a protein of 543 amino acids. Gene Ontology annotation, biological process: endosomal transport; endocytosis. Gene Ontology annotation, molecular function: GTP binding; protein binding; calcium ion binding. Gene Ontology annotation, cellular component: plasma membrane; cytoplasm. The record is from RefSeq and is a predicted model, not a curated record. Lineage: Eukaryota; Metazoa; Chordata; Actinopteri; Salmoniformes; Salmonidae. The transcript has 8 exons.
UCCCAGCUCUAAACAGUAGAGAUUCAGGGUUAGUCCCAGAGUUUUGCUUGGCAUCGCUGGGAGAGGAGGUGCAUUGAGAGAGAGAGAGAGAGAGAGGUGUAGUCAGUGUGUCCCUGUCUUCCUCCAGCUAGCAGAGAGAGGACCCCUUCAUCUGAAACAUAUUCAACUCUGGAGAGAAACCAUCCCACGGACUGACAGGCUUCUGGUUGCCCUUACCUCACAGGAGCACACUGAGUAGCUGGUAUUUACUGACAGUACAGAGAGAGAGCACCCUCCUGAGUACCUGGUAUUUACUGACAGUAGAGAGAGAGAGUACCCUCCUGAGUAGCUGGUAUUAACUGACAGUAGAGAGAGAGAGCACCCUCCUGAGUAGCUGGUAUUAACUGACAGUAGAGAGAGAGAGAGAGCACCCUCCUGAGUACCUGGUAUUUACUGACAGUAGAGAGAGAGAGAGCACCCUCCUGAGUAGCUGGUAUUUACUGACAGUAGAGAGAGAGAGCACCCUCCUGAGUACCUGGUAUUUACUGACAGCAUACAUGCAGCAGCAUUCUUCACCCUCCUGAAGGGAGGAGACGUUUCUCCCAUCUUCUCCAGAAGUCUUUUGAAGGAGUCAGAGUGGUGACUGCAUAGGAGAGGGAAGACCUCAGACCAGAGCUUUAACGACAUAAAACAGACCGUACAGUAACAUCCAGUACCAUCCUCGAAGAGGCCCGACUGAAGAAGAGGUCUCAGAGGAGAAGAGUUCACAUUAAAACACAGGAAACACCUGAAAACACUCCCAGGUUUACCUUCAAGAAACACAGACGCAAAACACAGACACAGACACAGGUAGUUUACAGAACUCCCUCACAUUCCACAAAGGUAGAUCAUUUCCUCUUGAAGGACAACAAUCAACCAAUCAGCCAAUCAUUCAGUCAGUCAGCCAAUCAGGAUGUCUCGUUGGGGCCGUAAGGAUGUGAAGAAGACUCCUGAGGUGAUCAGGACGGUAACAGAGGGGCUGAAGUCUCUGUACCGUCAGAAGCUCCUCCCCCUGGAGCAGUACUACGGUUUCCAUGACUUCCACUCCCCCUCUCUGGAGGACGCAGACUUUGACAACAAACCCAUGGUCCUGGUGGUGGGACAGUACUCCACUGGCAAGACUACGUUUAUCAAGUAUCUGUUGGAGCAGGAUAUCCCAGGAAGCAGGAUAGGGCCAGAGCCUACCACCGACUGUUUCACAGCCAUCAUGCACGGUGAGGUAGAGGGGGUGAUCCCGGGCAACGCUCUCAUCGUUGACCCCAACAAACCUUUUCGCAAGCUCAACCCCUUCGGCAACACCUUCCUCAACAGGUUCCAGUGUGCCCAGCUGCCCAAUCAGGUCCUGGAGAGCAUCAGCAUCAUCGACACACCGGGGAUCCUGUCAGGAGCAAAGCAGAGGGUGAGCCGAGGCUAUGACUUCCCAGCGGUGCUACGUUGGUUUGCGGAGCGCGUUGACCGCAUCAUCCUCCUGUUCGACGCCCACAAGUUGGAGAUCAGUGAUGAGUUCUCCGAGGCCAUCGGAGCGCUGCGGGGUAACGAGGACAAACUGCGCGUCGUCCUGAACAAGGCUGACAUGGUGGGAACACAGCAGCUGAUGAGGAUCUACGGUGCUCUCAUGUGGUCUCUGGGCAAGGUGUUCAACACUCCAGAGGUCUUGAGGGUGUAUAUCGGGUCGUUCUGGUCCGAGCCGCUGCUGGUUCCUGAUAACCGUCGUCUGUUUGAGCUGGAAGAGGAAGAUCUGUUUAGUGACAUCCAGAACCUUCCUCAUAACGCAGCCCUCAGGAAACUCAACGACCUGGUGAAGAGGGCACGACUGGUCAGGGUGCAUGCCCACAUCAUCAGCUAUCUAAAGAAGGAAAUGCCAACCUUCAGGAAGGACAAAAUGAAGAAGAACCUGAUCUACCAGCUUCCUGUCAUCUUCUCCAAGAUCCAGCUGCAGCACCAUAUCUCUGCUGGGGACUUCCCUGACUGCGCCAAGAUGCAGGAGCAACUGUUGAUCCAUGACUUCACGAAGUUCAAGCCCCUGAAGCCGUCCCUGAUGGCCGCUCUGGACGAGCUGCUGGCGUCCGACAUCGCCAAGCUCAUGCCCCUGCUACGCCAGGAGGAGAUUGACGCGGGGGUGCAACCAGGGGUGCAGGGGGGGGCCUUCCUGGGAACCCGUGCCGGGCCCUUCAUGGAGAACGACCCAUUUGGAGAGGUGGAGAAUGGGGGGGAGGAAGGCGAGGAAGAGGGCGAGAUGGCCUGGGUCGUGACCAAGGACAAGCCCAAAUACGACGAGAUCUUCUACAACCUGGCGCCCAACGAGGGCAAGCUGAGUGGCACCAAGGCCAAGGACUGGAUGGUGAGCACCCGGCUGCCAAACUCCGUCCUGGGGAGGAUCUGGAAGCUGUCGGAUGUGGACCGGGAUGGCAUGCUGGAUGACGAGGAGUUUGCCCUGGCCAGCCACCUGAUCGAGGUGAAGUUAGAGGGGCAUGGUCUGCCCCCUGAACUGCCCGCCCGUCUGGUGCCCCCUUCCAAGCGCAGAAUGAAAGGAUCGGAUAUAUAGAGACUAUUACAUCAACCCACCCUGUGGAGCUGACAGUAUAGCCCUCUGACGGCUGACACACACGCUACUGCCCCCCCCCCCCCACGUUGUCCUCUUGUCUCCUUGUCUUUAUGUCUGUCAGCCCCUGGGUGUAUCUCGAUAGUCUAAGGUAGCUUCCUCUGGUCUUUUCAUCUCUGGUCUUCGAGAGGGAGACAGGAAGAAAAGGUUUGACAGAGGCGCGGAGAUGAGACUCAAACCUCCCUCCCGUUGUCAUUUGUGGUCUGGAGUCCAGUGUGUCUCCAGUCUGGUUCCUUUCCCAUAGUGCAGAUGAAUUAAAGGAAAGGAGGAAGGGGAGAUACUUUACACUAUUGAAAUGCACCCCAAUUUAGUCUUACUGGAUCAUGUGUUAAGCUGAGCUGAGGUCAAAUAAAGGCUAGUGGCCCACACUGCUCUACUCUAUUAUACUAUAUUAUACUCUACUGCUCUACUAUAUUAUACUCUACUUCUCUACUCUAUUAUACUAUAUUAUACUCUACUGCUCUACUAUAUUAUACUCUACUUCUCUACUCUAUUAUACUAUAUUAUACUCUACUGCUCUACUAUAUUAUACUCUACUUCUCUACUCUAUUAUACUAUAUUAUACUCUACUUCUCUACUCUAUUAUACUAUAUUAUACUCUACUUCUCUACUCUAUUAUACUAUAUUAUACUCUACUUCUCUACUCUAUUAUACUAUUUUGUAAUCUACUAUACUCUCCUGUACUCUACUCUAUUAUAUGCUACUGUACUAUGCUGAUCUACUCUACUACAUUCUACUCUACUCUCCUUCACUCCACUCCACUCUACUCCACUACACUCUCCUACACUCCACUCUACUACACUCUACUACACUCCACUCCACUCUACUCCACUACACUCUCCUACACUCUACUCUACUACACUCUACUACACUCCUCUCCUUCACUCCACUCUACUACACUCUACUCUACUACACCCUACUCUGCUCCACUCUAAUCUACUACAUUCUACUCUACUCCACUACUCCACUCUACUAUCAUACUCCACUCUACUACACUCUACUCUACUACACUACUCCACUCUACACUACAUUACACUACACUCUACUCUACUACACUAUUACACUCUACUACACUACUACACUACACUCUACUACAUUCUACUCUACUACAUUCUACUCUACUACAAUCUACUCUACUCCACUCUACUCUACUACACUCUACUCCAUUCUACUCUACUACACUCUACUCUACUACACCCUACUCUGCUCCACUUUAAUCUACUACAUUCUACUCUACUCCACUACACUAUCCUACUACACUCUAUUACACAACACUAUACCCCACUCUUCUACACUACUCCACUCCACUCUACACUACAUUACACUACACUCUACUCUACUACACUACUACACUCUACUACACUACUACACUCUACUACACUACACUCUACUACAUUCUACUCUACUACAUUCUACUCUACUACAUUCUACUCUACUACAUUCUACUCUACUACAUUCUACUCUACUACAUCCUACUCUACUACAUUCUACUCUACUAAAUUCUACUCUACUCCACUCUACUCUACUACACUCUACUCCAUUCUACUCUGCCACAUUCUACUCUACUACAUUCUACUCUACUACACUACUACACUCUACUCCACUCCAUUCUACUCUACUAAAUUAUACUCUACCACGUUCUACUCUACUACAAUCUACUCCACUCUACUCCGCUCUACUCCAUUCUACUAUACUCCACUCCACUCUACUAAAUUCUACUCCACUCUACUACAUUCUACUCCACUCUACUAAAUUCUACUCUACUACACUCCACUCUACUAAAUUCCACUCUACUACACUCCACUCUACUACAUUCUACUCCACUACAUUCUACUCUACUACACUCCACUAAAUUCUACUCUACUACAUUCUACUCUACUACACUCCACUCUACUAAAUUCUACUCUACUCCACUCUACUCGACUACUCUAUUCCACUCUACUCUGAACACUACUUUCUCCAAACUAGCAGAACUCCUUAACCACACAUUCUCUUUCUAGAAGUCUUGCAUGUGUAUAUGUUAUAUUCUCACACAGAUGUUGUUAUGUCAGAAACGACAUUACAUUAUUAUAAAUCCUCACUAUUUCACAUCUACUGUUUAACUCAACAUUCUUUGGAUGACUGGGUCCACAGUGGCAUCACUGACAGACAAGUCUACUGUUAAUUACACACUGAUACGAUUACCGGUAUACAUGUAUCUGACUUACUCCGUACUAUAUUUGACUUUUACAUGGAGCUAUUUAGCAGGGAGUGUUUAAACAAAUAUAAACAGACUACUCAUUUACACACUAAUAUGAGUACACUAAUCUACACAUGUAUUUGAUAGACAGCUGGUGCUAUUAGCAACAGUAUGAAGCUUGUUUAGUCAUCUCUCUGUCUGUCUGUAGGGGACUGGUCUAACCAGGGACAUUACAGCAUUUCUAUACUAUAGUUUUACAGUAACGUGCGAUCGUUUUACAGUGACGUGCCAUCGUUUUACAGUGACGUGCCAUCGUUUUACAGUGACGUGCCAUCGUUUUACAGUGACGUGCCAUCGUUUUACAGUGACGUGCCAUCGUUUUACAGUGACGUGCCAUCGUUUUACAGUGACGUGCCAUCGUUUUACAGUAACGUGCCAUAGUUUUACAGUGACGUGCCAUAGUUUUACAGUAACGUGCCAUAGUUUUACAGUAACGUGCCAUAGUUUUACAGUAACGUGCCAUAGUUUUACAGUAACGUGCCAUAGUUUUACAGUAACGUGCCAUCGUUUUACAGUAACGUGCCAUCGUUUUACAGUAACGUGCCAUAGUUUUACAGUAACGUGCCAUAGUUUUACAGUAACGUGCCAUCGUUUUACAGUAACGUGCCAUCGUUUUACAGUAACGUGCCAUCGUUUUACAGUAACGUGCCAUCGUUUUACAGUAACGUGCCACAGUUUUACAGUAACGUGCCAUUGUUUUACAGUAACGUGCCAUCGUUUUACAGUAACGUGCCAUAGUUUUACUGUAACGUGCCAUAGUUUUACAGUAACGUGCCAUCGUUUUACAGUAACGUGCCAUCGUUUUACAGUAACGUGCCAUAGUUUUACAGUAACGUACCACAGUUUUACAGUAACUUGCCAUUUUUCCUCGCAUACUUUUUUUCUUUCUCUCAUGGCAAAAAAGAAUACAUGUAUUUUUUGAUUCAUUAUAUAUAUUUUUUCUGUUGAUUUUUGUAUGUACUGGACAAAGAACUGCCUUUGUUUGAAAUGAAUGUCACAUGCUAUGAGAACAGUGUUGUUCCCUAAAAAAGUUUGGUUUGUUGAUCUAUUUUACUGACUACUGUACACAGCUAGCUUCACCAACUGCUAACCAUGUGUAUUAUUAUCACUGCCUAAUAAACGGUAUGAACUGUG